This is a messenger RNA of Chrysoperla carnea, 2022 nucleotides long. RefSeq names its product neurogenic protein big brain (gene bib). Lineage: Eukaryota; Metazoa; Arthropoda; Insecta; Neuroptera; Chrysopidae. Gene Ontology annotation, molecular function: water channel activity. The transcript has 5 exons. Gene Ontology annotation, biological process: transmembrane transport. The coding region runs from base 1 to 2022 and encodes 673 amino acids. Gene Ontology annotation, cellular component: plasma membrane. The record is from RefSeq and is a predicted model, not a curated record.
AUGGCAGAAGAAAGUUUAACAUUAGCUUGUGAUAACAAUGAUAGUAUUGAGUAUCAUAUAGUAACUUUAUUUGAGAAAAUUGAAGAGUUACGUCGCAACAAUUGUGAUAAAAAUUUAUCGAUUAACGAUGAUUAUCGUACACAUCGCGGUGGAGUUAAUCAUAAAUCGAUACAUGUGGAAUUACGGAGUGUUGAAUUUUGGCGAUCAGUUAUAGCAGAAUGUAUGGCAUCCUUCUUUUACGUUUUUAUUGUUUGCGGAGCAGCUGCCGGAUCUGGUGUCGGUGCUUCCUUAUCAUCUGUACUUCUUGCAACUGCUCUCGCAACUGGUUUUGCAAUGACUACGUUAACACAUUGUUUUAUACAUAUUUCAGGUGCGCAUAUAAAUCCCGCAGUAACAUUGGCAAUGGCUGUGACGCGAAAUGUGUCACCGAUUCGUGCUAUUAUGUUUUUGUUAGCACAAUGUGGCGGAAGUAUUGCAGCGGCAGCUGUACUUUAUGGAGUAACAGUGCCAAAAUAUACUGGUAAUCUAUCAGCAGCUGUUGCCCAAACCGUACAUUUAGCAACAUGGGAACGAUUUGGUGUUGAAUUUGUUUUAACAUUUAUCAUUGUAUUUACAUAUUUUGUAUCAAUGGAUUCAUAUCGUAAAAGUUUAUUUAAUUCGUCAGCUUUAACGAUUGGUGCUGCAUAUACAACUUGUACAUUCGUAUCGAUGCCCUAUUUGAAUCCAGCUCGUUCGUUAGGACCAUCAUUUGUAUUAAAUAAAUGGGACAAUCAUUGGGUGUACUGGUUUGGACCAAUGGUUGGAGGUGUUUUGUCUGGUUUAAUCUAUGAGUUUAUAUUUCAUUCGAGAAGACGAUUUCAAUCGCAAAACGGAAAAUCAAAACAUCAUCAUCACCAUCACCAUCGAUCAAUCGAUGGUGUCGAUGAAUCGAGUACUCGAAGCAUGCCGUCCUGUGAUGACGACGAUGACCACGAUAACUAUGACGAUUUAGAGAAAGCGGCUAACAUGAAUAAAUACCAUGGUUCACAACAUGGAGGUGCUUCUAAUUACAAUACGUAUCGCGCUGCUCCACCACCCACCAUGGGUGCAAACAUCAAUGCAGCUGCUGCAGGAACAACAAAUGGUAUCAUGAGCACAAUCGGUGGUAUCAAUUACUGUCAAAAUUCCCAAACAUACGGCACCACAAAUCUUCAACAUCAAACUACAAAUCAUCAAUCCACAACAAAAUUAAAUCGUGUUGAAUCAAUAUACGGCGGUACAAAAUCACUUUACUGUAAAUCACCACCGUUAACACGUGCAAACCUAAAUCGCUCACAAUCAGUUUACACCAAAUCGAACUGUAACAUCAAUUUAUUGCUGCCACGUUCGGGUCCACUAAUACCCGCUCAAAGUAUGUAUCCAAUUCGAAUCGUUCAACAGCAACCGAAUCAACAAUCGCCGAAUAAUCAACAACAAAAUCAACAUCAAAUCUCAUCAAAUCAAGCACAUGUACAAAAUCAAAACGUACAAAAUCAAAUUCAACAACAAACUUCAAGUAAUCAACAACAAACAAACACAAAUCAACAGAUUCAACAAACAAAUCAACAAAUUCAACAACAAGCGGUCGUGAAUCGUUCAAGUGAUCCAAAUUACGGGGUGCUACCACUUAACAUGCAAAAUACGUUGGCCAGACAACAGCAACAGAAUCAACAACAAACAAUCAACAACAAUGGUGGGGGAAGUAACACAAAUUAUAAUACAAUUGAAAUGAUACGACCAUCACCACCACCUCCAUUACCUCCACCAUCUUCAUCGUCAUCAACAUCAUCAACAACAAUUACGAUGCGGGAGAGGGAGCGAGAUAGAGAUGCAUCAUCAUAUCAUCAUCAUUAUCAACAUCAAAGCUCACAUCAUCAACAAGCAUCACAUCAUCAACCAGCGCAACAUCAUCAGAAUCAUCAUCAAAUCAACAGAACUUUACAGCAACAACAACAACAACAGCAACAAUGUAAUACAUUAACAUUACCGCCACAAUAUAAAUAG